Messenger RNA from Spirodela intermedia, 2311 nucleotides. The record is from the annotation of a GenBank genome assembly. NCBI's taxonomy places the organism in Eukaryota, Viridiplantae, Streptophyta, Magnoliopsida, Alismatales, Araceae.
AUGAGCAACAUCCUCUUGCCGACUCUGACGAGGAAGAGAGAGGUGGACACCAUCAUCAGGGACACCCUCGACAAGGUCCUCAUCCUCCGCUUCGGCAGGGCUUCCGAACGCGAAUGCGUCCAUCUCGACGAAAUCGUAUGGCCUCCGAUGCUUCCCUUUCCUCCGAAGGAAUACUGAUCGUUGUCUUCUUCCAUGUUCAUCUGAGAUCUGAGAUCAGAGUCUCCUCUUCGCCGCUCUCUGUUUCGCAGCUCUACAAGUCGUGCCGGGAUGUCUCCAAGUUCGCGACCAUCGCCUUGGUUGAUGCGGAUGCGGAGGAGAUACAGGUUUAUAUCAAGUACUUCGACAUCACGAUGCUCCCCUCGACUGUCUUCUUCUUCAACGCACAUCACAUGAAGAUGAACUCGGGGUAACUUUAUUUCUCUUAAUUUCCUAAUUUUCUGCUGGUGCUUAUUUCUUUUUAUUUGAAUUACAUAAAAUUGGGGUGUGUGUGUGUGUGUGUGUAACAUAUACGCCAAUUUCCAUAGGAAUGUAGUAGAAAAUCAUACCAAAAUUUUCUUUGACAUUUACGGACUACAGAUCAGCUAAAUUAACGUUGAGAAAACCUACCAGCGUCCUUUCUUGUUCCUCUCAAAAUUGUCACUGCCCUAUUCUUGGGUCCCGACGGAUACCUUGAUGGAUCUGGUGAAUUUCAUGUCUCUGAAGAAAUCUCGUACCUAUUCUUUUGUGGAUGAUCAAUAAAAACGUAGAAUUCAUAGAAAGAGGUAUAUUAUCCCGUUUCCUCCUGUUUUGAUGUGGCCAGUGAUUUUUCUGCAUCCCCUGUGAAAGAAAAUUACUCACUCUCCCGUAAGAUAGAGGUGAAGAGCUAGCAUCAAAAGCUUUGUUCCAUGUAACUUGUCUCUCUCUAUAUUACCUGCAAACAGUGGACAACCUUUUCUCAUUCAGAAUAUCUGAUCCUGAAACUUUUAGGUUGGUCUUGGGGUCCUCGCAUUGACUUCUCUCAUCAUCUUUUGCAGGAGUGCUGAUCAUACUAAGUGGGUUGGCUCAUUCCACACAAAGCAGGAUUUUAUCGAUGUUGCAGAGGUAUCCCAUGAAGCCUCUCAGAAUUCUUGAAAUUGAUCCCCCAUUGCCUGUUGCACAUCUGUUCUCUUUGACUCUGUGAUUCUUUCAUCAACCUAAAGAUCCAUGUUAUGAAAUUCAGUUUACCAUCAAUGAAUGUCUGUGGAUGAUCAUUGAUGCAUCCGGUGCCUAACAUGAGUAGAAGAUCAACAUCUGUAACAAACCGUAAGUGAUUGAAAUUAAUAUUUCGCUAUCUCAGAUCUAUGUCAGUGAAGAUGCUUAAUAUCUGAAGCGUUUUAUGUUAACAAGUUUAUUGACUAAAAAAGUAAUGAAAUAUUCUGGAGAAAUUAUGUGUUGGGAAACUCAUGAAAGUAAUCCCUUUCAUCAAAGUUGCCCAUUUUCCUGUGUGGCUUGUACUGCCUAGCCAUCCAAUAAGGAGCAUAAACCCUCUACGUAUUGGUUCAUAAAUUGAUUGAAACUUGGUUUUAGGGGUUGAGUGCGCUCACGUUUCAACACAGUAGCAUUCUUCUACUAUUUGACGUCCUGUGAAGGCUUAGCGUUCCAAAGAUGGCUAAAACUUUUCAUAUGUCAGGUUAAUCUGGCUCAGGCUCAAAACUAAAUCACAGAAAUCUACAUGUGGAUCGUUCGUUUAGAUUACUACAUGCAUGAAAACAGGUCAGAUGUGGUUCGUAUGAUUCUUCUUUCAAUAGAUAAAUCAAUCUAAUAGACUAGACCAACUCUGAAACGAACAAAAUCAUGGGCAAAUCAAAACGGGGUGUGGAUUUAUUUAUCUUAUAUCAUCACAGACAUAACCAGCACGUCAGAUUCAUGGCAAUCCUUUUUUUUUAUUUUUUAUCCACCUUGUAGCUGAUCUCAUCUACCAUUUGGUUGUUUGCCCGAAGCAGAAUAUUCGCCUUGGAAACAGAUUCAAGGCAUUGGGUCUCUUUGCAUUGGCUCUAUAUAUUAUUUAUUGUCCAUAGAUGCCUUCACACGAGAUGUUCUAAGCUAUUUUCUUUCAUCUUUGUUUGAUGAUCUUUGGGUCUGGGGUUGUGGCAUUUUUCUACACCACAUCAAGAAUUUUUAACUGGGAAAUGAACGUUAUAGAUUUCUGUUCAAGUUCCUUCAUUGGGCACCCGCUUGAUUUGUGCUUCGGCAGGUAAUAUUCAGAGGAGCGAUGAAAGGCAAGCUGAUUGUCAGCUGCCCCCUGCCUCCAGAGAGGAUACCCAGAUUCCAGUUGCUCUUCAAGGGCCUGUAG